GCACUGGGGACAGUAGUCAAGCCACCACGUUAGCAUUGACAGCAUUCCCCUCCAAGCUGCCCCUCAUGUUCCAUACAGAAAGGGCAUCCCGAAAUUUCAAGACUCGAAGCUGACUCUGUCUGGAGAUGGAAACGAAGUCAAAGAUGAUGGUCUACCCCGAAGCGGGCCCGAAGCAUUAGGUAGCUGGUCAAAAGCUGCGAGAAAAGAAGCACAGCCGGUAUACUAUUUUUUCCAGAAGAACAGCAAGGGUUGAAACAUAUAUUGAUAUACCAGCAGGUAAAAAGAGUCUGAAGAGAACUCGUAGCUCCAGAGUACCUGGAUGUCGCAAGCCGCUUAGGAUAGGUAGAUUCGUUCACCCUUAGCUGCCAGCUCUGGAGUCGAUGCUGCUAGUAGGUGUGCUUUCCAGUGCAACUGGAAUGUUUGCAAUUCUUCAGCUUCACAGGAAGCUUUUCUGACAAAUAUCUGUGGCUGCCAACCUUCAGCUAAGCAGCAUUGCUCUCAAUCACGCUUGUGUGCUACAGCAAAGGGGACAGAGUUGAUCACAGACUCGGAGACUACGGCUUGACUCCACUUGCCGCAGCUAAACUCACCACAGUAACCCUCACCGCAGCUAGACUCGCUGAAGCUGAGAUUCGCCGCAACAAAGACUCCGCCGCACCGAGAACCUCUGCAAGAAGACUGGUGCGAUAGACUAGCUAGGUUCUAGUGCAUUGAACCAGACUUGGGGUUUGCGUUGCCUGGGGCCCAGCAAGCGGCAUGGUGGCCGGCCGGGGGCGGACGGCCCAGCUCUUAGUCACGGUCAUGCUUGCCGUGCUAUCCUUCCUCUUACUCUGCCUUGCAAAUGUGCUCAUGCGUGGGAGCCAGGUGGCGACAAUAGCGCUCAUCGAGUGCCCGCGGCUCGCGGAGGCAGAGCCACAGAAAGCUGCAGGGGCAGAAACCGCAGGGGGAAAGCGGGAAGCAGCAUCCAGUGACGUCACCAAUGUAAGAGCUGCCGCGGACCCAUGGCCCCAGAUGGAAUACACGUUUCCGGGGCCAGCGUGCCCCCCCAUGGAGUGGCUCGAGGCGGUGCGGCACGGGUCUCGUCGGGGGGUCUGGAACGGCACUUUUUUCGCGGACCGCCCCUGCGAGGCGGAUCUACGGGUCCACAGUGCCAGCGAGGCGUGCGAGAUCCUGUCGACGUUCGACUCGGUGCUCAUCAUUGGGGACUCGUUCGAGCGGCAGCUGACGGGGGGCUUCUUCAUGGUGCUGCGGGAUAACUUCGUGAACGGGGCGCUGAAGCAAUGGGAGUUUGAGGGCCAGCCCGACAUCACAGAGUUUUGCCAAGGCGAGCAGCAGUUCGACGAGCGCGCGUGCCGGCCGUUCUGGGUGCACUCCACGCGCGACUUCGCGGGGCGCACGGCGGAGCUCUCGGCCGAGGUGCACGUUCACUGGCUCAACUUCAUGUGCCCAGGAGUCCGCCCGCCGCAGCUCGACUUUCUCCAUUGGCGGCACCCCACGUUCAUGAACGACAAGUGGCUGCGCGCGCACUUGCUGGACCACCCGCGCACCGUCGUGUUGCACGGCGUGGGGCUGCACAUGGACCUGAACGCGACGCUCACGAUCGACACUCACCUCAGACGGAUCCUGCCCCUGUUGGAGGCGUCCCCACAGGCCGAGCACGUAUGGAUCGCGCGCCAUGCGCCCGGGCGCAAUAAACCCGCGCAGUUCCUCCAAACGCAGGGGACCGAGGCGACCCUACGGUUCAACGACGCGCUCCAGCGCUUCUUCGAGGCGCGCACGCGCGCGCAGGGCCGGCCGCGGGUGCCCGUCUUUGAGACGUACAACCUGACGGUGGAGGCGACCAGCUUUGACGGCUCGCACUACGGACAGCAGGUGAAUGUGGAGAAGGCGCAGCUGCUGCUGACGUACCUUGACGGCGUCCGGCGGCAGAAGGGCUGGCACGGGAAGCGGUGGCCGGAGGCGGUGUGAAUAGGCACCCAUAGCGGGUUUAGGAUUUGAGAUAACCCAGAGGCCGCUUAGUGUCCAUCAUUUGCUGGUGGUAAAGGAUUCCGCUUGACCUUUGACGUUAGAGAGCACUGGGCGAGAAGAAAGUUGGGCCGUUGAGACGACACAAAAACGUCGUGCCUCGAAGCUGACGCACGGCGGCCCCCUCUCCAGCCGCUACAAGGUAUGCACGCCGCCCAGUUAUAAGUCUUGAUAGACUAACCAAGCUGAAAACGUACGGGUUUCAGGACUGUGAGCAAGUUGGAGUUCCCGUUUUGCGCGCAAGUGUGCGUCCUCAUUACUUUUGUUCGACGUGACGGCAAAGGCUGAUAGCAUUAUCUACCGAAAUCGGCACUUCGACGUAUGUUAAGGCGGCAGCGGCGGCGCGUGUACCUUUUCUUUUGCGGGUAUAGGCAAUAUGAUAUCUUCGCGUCAAUGUGGUUGCCUUAUGUUAAGGUACGAGAAGAGAAUAUCCGUC
This is a messenger RNA of Klebsormidium nitens, 2461 nucleotides long. NCBI's taxonomy places the organism in Eukaryota, Viridiplantae, Streptophyta, Klebsormidiophyceae, Klebsormidiales, Klebsormidiaceae. The record is from the annotation of a GenBank genome assembly.